AUCCGCUCCACCGAAGCAAGAAAAAAACCAACGGAAAAUCUCGGCUCGAGCGGCUGCAGAGAAUGGCGCCGGCCGCCGUCGCCGCCGCGGCCUUCCCCUUCCGCCUCUUCUCCGCCGAGGCCGCCCGCCGGACCGCGAAGGGCGGCCGGGGCAAGCGCGGCUCCGCCAGGCCCGUCAAGUCCCCUCCGCUUCCCCCCGCCUUGUCGUCCGCGAACGUCAUCGGCCGCAGCGCGACCACGUUCACCCGCCUCCCUCUCCGCGACGCCGCCCCCGAGUCCGCGGAGGUCCCCCUCGAGCGGUUCCCGACCGCGCCGGGCAGCCCCGAGCGCGCAGCCCCCGCAUUGCCGCGCGGGAUUGUCCAGCGGUUGGGCGUGGAGCAGGACGACGAGGAUGAGGAUGGAGAGGUGGGCCUCGGCCGCCGUGGGGAUACCGCCGUCCGCCGGCUGCCUCUGCGAGACUCGAAGGGUGGCGGCGAGCGGGCCGCAGUCGGGCAAUUCGAUGCGCGCGCGGCCAGGAGGGGCCUGAAUAAUGGUCGCGCCAUCUCGCGUCAAAUGGUCGAACACCCUGGGGACGAGGAGGAGGAGGAGGAGGAGUUCGUCGUCACCCGCUUGGACAUCUUCGAGGGCAGUAAGGGGAGGAAAGCUCGGGCUGUUCCGCCCGAGGAGCUCGACGAGGACGAUGGCGCCGUCGUGUUCGACCCGGACUACGGCGUCGACAGCGACGACGAAGACGACGAGGAAUUCGUCACGGCGGCAAACGAGUGGUCUCCAGCAGGCGACGCGAUUGCAAGCGCGAAGCUCGACGAGCUGGAGUACGACGGGGAGGACGACGACGACGCGGAGGUUGUGGUGUACCACCCAGACGACGACGAGGAAGAGUUGGAGGAGGAGGAGGUCGGCGUGUUUGAGGGCAGCGCCCACGACGACGACGAAGGGGAGGAAGCGGAGGGGGAGGUGAAGGAGAAGGGGGUGCCCGCCGUGAUGCGGUGCUUCGACACGGCCAGGAUAUACUCCAAGGCCGGCGACGGCGGCAACGGCGUGGUGGCCUUCCGGCGCGAGAAGUACGUGCCGCACGGCGGGCCGUCGGGCGGCGACGGCGGCCGCGGGGGCAACGUGUACGUGGAGGUGGACGGGGACAUGAACUCGCUGCUGCCGUUCCGCAAGUCGCUGCACUACCGCGCCGGCCGUGGCGCGCACGGCCAGGGGUCGCAGAUGGCCGGAGCCAAGGGCGAGGACGUCGUGGUGAAGGUGCCGCCUGGAACGGUGGUCCGGUCGGCCGCCGGCGACAUAGAGCUCCUCGAGCUGAUGAAGCCCGGGCAGCGAGCGCUGCUCCUCCCCGGUGGCCGCGGCGGCCGUGGCAACGCCGCGUUCAAGACGGGGACAAACAAGGUGCCCAGGAUUGCAGAGAAGGGGGAGAAAGGCCCUGAAAUGUGGCUUGAUUUGGAGCUAAAGUUGGUUGCUGAUGUGGGAAUUGUAGGAGCUCCAAAUGCUGGAAAGAGCACUCUUUUGAGUGCUAUUAGUGCUGCCAAGCCAACUAUAGCCAACUACCCCUUUACCACAUUGCUACCAAAUCUUGGAGUAGUCUCAUUAGAUUUUGAUGCUACGAUGGUAGUUGCAGACCUUCCUGGCUUGCUGGAAGGUGCUCAUCGUGGGUAUGGUUUGGGCCAUGAGUUUUUAAGACACAGUGAGAGAUGUUCAGUCUUGGUGCAUGUAGUUGAUGGUUCAGGAGAACAACCAGAAUAUGAGUACGAGGCUGUCCGUUUGGAACUGGAGUUAUUUAGCCCAGCUUUGGUUGACAAACCUUAUAUAGUGGUGUACAAUAAGAUGGAUCUUCCAGAGGCAUCUGACAGAUGGAAUUCGUUCAGGGAAAAGCUACAGGCUCAAGGUUUUGAACCUUACUGCAUUAGUGCAUUAAACAGACAAGGAACACAAGAUGUUGUUUAUUCUGCCUACAAGAUUCUACAGAAAGAGAGGCGAAGGGUGAAAGAAGUCGAAGAAUGGAAUAACACUCAAAAUCUGAAUCAUGUGGCCGAUGCAAUAAAACGGGAAAGGAGUUCUGCCAUGAAUGAUUUUGAGAUUGUUCAUGACAAGGGCGCAAAUACAUGGACUGUUGUUGGAGCCGGAAUUGAACGGUUUGUUCAGAUGACCAAUUGGGAUUACACGGAGUCCUUGAAAAGAUUCCAGCAUGUUUUGGAGGCAUGCGGUGUCAACAAAACUCUUGUCAAACUUGGAGUUAAGGAGGGCGAUACGGUAGUUAUUGGUGAGAUGGAAAUGUUUUGGAACGAAGAGCCCAAGCGGGUCGCGGCGAGGACGAUGAUCUCAAGAGAAGACGAUGCUGUUAGAUGGCCUAAAUUCAGUUAGAUGAGGCGAUAAUCCUCGACAGUGGCAGAGGUGGACACAUCAAGCGCAAGGGGAAAGGCAAUUUCCCGUCCACGGUUCUGCCAUCUCUGCGGCACGGGUAGCGGCUACUGGCAGCUGGUUUUCUCAGACACCGGGCACGAUAGAGGCGCUCUGUUGAAUCACUGGUCAGGCAGGUACAUGACCACCGAUCGGAUUGAUUUCGAACAGUUCUAGCUGGAUAGCUGUGCAGAGCAGAGUUCUUGACUGGGUAGCAACUAGUUUUUGUUUUGUUGCUCCAUUUUAGCAUACAUUGUAGUUGUAACAUUGGGUGAUCCCACCUCCAGUAAUGAAAUUUUGCAAACUGUGAUUACUUUCA
This is a messenger RNA of Triticum aestivum (bread wheat), 2715 nucleotides long. RefSeq names its product probable GTP-binding protein OBGC1, chloroplastic. The record is from RefSeq and is a predicted model, not a curated record. Gene Ontology annotation, molecular function: GTP binding; magnesium ion binding; GTPase activity. Lineage: Eukaryota; Viridiplantae; Streptophyta; Magnoliopsida; Poales; Poaceae. Gene Ontology annotation, cellular component: mitochondrion. The transcript is spliced from 7 exons. Bases 63 to 2360 code for a protein of 765 amino acids.